Centropristis striata (black sea bass) is the source of this 2887-nucleotide messenger RNA. RefSeq names its product peroxisomal biogenesis factor 11 beta (gene pex11b). The transcript is spliced from 4 exons. Gene Ontology annotation, biological process: peroxisome fission; regulation of peroxisome size. The record is from RefSeq and is a predicted model, not a curated record. NCBI's taxonomy places the organism in Eukaryota, Metazoa, Chordata, Actinopteri, Perciformes, Serranidae. Gene Ontology annotation, cellular component: peroxisomal membrane. The coding region runs from base 199 to 948 and encodes 249 amino acids.
GUCAUAUCCGUGUGCGAUAUUAGUGAACUUGUGCACGGAUUAAGUUUUAGUCACCUAAUCUCCUCUGUGAUUUAAGUAUUAUUAUUCAUAGUAUUACAAAAUAUAGCUGCUAAAUAGCAGCUCCACGGUUGCUAACAGGAACAGGAGUCGGUAUCGUCAGCAGGCUGCUGAGGAACAGGCCCACAACAAGCAGUCAGGAUGGACUCCUGGGUUCGCUUUAACGGCCAGAGCCAAGCCAAAGAGAGGGUCAUCAGGGCAGCUCAGUAUGCCUGCACUCUGCUGGGCUACACUCUGCAGAAGGGCGGGGCAUCGUCUGAACUUCGCAAAACUGUCAGUCAGCUGGAGGCACACAUGAGCCUGACAAGAAAGUUGCUGCGACUGGGAAACUCUGUGGAGGCGUUGGAGGCUGCCAAGAGGGCCAUCCACCUUUCUGACAGCGUGCUGAGGCUCUGCCUGACCAUCAGUCACCUCAACAGAGCCAUGUACUUUGCAUGUGACAACGUCCUGUGGGCUGGGAAAACUGGCCUCAUUUCCAAACUGGACCAACACAAAUGGAGUCAGAGAUCUUUCAGGUACUACCUCUUUGCUCUGAUCCUCAACCUGAGUCGAGACGUGUAUGAGCUCCGCCUCCUCGUUGAGUGUGAAUCACGUUACAGAGCCUCCAAGUCCCCGUCCUCCCCCAACCUGCCCGACGACCACUCUUCUUCCCCUUCCACACCUGCACAGUUGGCAUGGCUUCGCAGACAGCUCCACCUGCUGGUGACGGUGCUGUACAGUAACCCGCCUCUGCUGCUGGACCUGCUGAAGAACAGUUGUGAUAUCUUUAUCCCACUAGACCGUCUGGGGAUUUACCCUACAGGGCAAGGCUUUGUCGGGGCCUGUGGCCUGGCCUCUUCUGUGCUCUCCAUCCUCACCAUGGUCCACCCCUGGCUCAAGCUCAAGCCAUGAACCCAGAUACACAGUGGAGGGCUCCAUCUGAGGAGGCUCAAGGAGGACGGAGAUGAGAAUGUAACAGGGCUAACACUGAUCUUUAUGUAAAAGACAGCAGCUGCUGUGUGCUGUGAUCACGCUUUGGGAUACUGCUUACUGAUUACUGAGCUGCAUGUUUGAACUGAUAGGACUUCAUGCUUCAGAUGGGAGAAAAGGUUGCAAGCCAUCAGUGUAGUGCUGCACACAGCCCACAAUCACAUAAAGCAAACCCCAUUAAUCCCUGUCCUGCAACAUCAAAUCUCAAUACAUAAGUCUUUACAGGUACAGGAAGAAUGUUGAAAACAUAAACUCACCUGGUGGUAGGCAGUCUUCUAAGUGGCAAACAAGGUGGAAAAUGAACACAAAUAAAACUUAAUUUCUGUCAGAUUUGGGUCCCCUCCAGUAAAGACUGUAAGCUGAGUGCUGCUGCAGAAGCAUUUUGCGUCAGUUGUACCAAAUAGACGCCAAAUUUUCUAUAUGCCAACUAAUAAGUUUGGUCUUACCUCAACCCACUCAUUCCCACAGUGGCUUUAUGCUCGGCCAGACUGGUUCUCUUUCUAGUCUCCUACCAUGCUCUAAGCUCAGUAUGGGCUCCAGUAUAUUUGGUUUCAUAAGUAGAUGCAGACAGGAACUAAAGCUGUGGGAUGAGGGUUAAAACCGGUAGUGGCUAUGACCAGCUAGGGCUGGGCAAUAUGAACCAAAAGUCAUAUCCCGAUAUAUUUAGGCUGAAUAUCGAUAUACGAUAUAUAUCGCAAUAUUUUUUAUCACAAAGUGAGAGCAAAUGUUCAGUCAAAGUCAAAUAUGAAAUGUCAGAAGUAGUUUUAUUGAAACCCUUUAUUUAAGUAAAAUGUAAAUACUGUAUAACAACAGGAGUACCUUUUUAAAAUAAAAAAAAUCAAAGCUCUAUAAAGAGCACAUUUAAAUAAAAACAUCUUAAAUAAAAAUAGCCUAUGAAAUAAAAUAGGCCAAUCUUUUUCCGAAAAAAAUAUAUUUAUAUGAGAAAAGAAUAACUAACAUUACAAAAGAACUAAAUAUGACAAACCCUAGUAAGGGCGGUAUUUAUAUAUAAAGAAAGAGAAAAAGUUGAACUAUAUCGAUAUAUGCAAUAUGGUCUAAUUCUAUAUCACAUUUAAAAAUAUAUCAAUAUAUCUUUUAUAUGGACAUAUCGCCCAGCCCUAUGACCAGCAUGCCACUCACAUGGCUCGUAUGAUAUUUGAUGUUUGACAACCAAUCACAAUGACAGCCAUUAUAUUUGACUUUAAUAGAAGACAGCUUUCUGAGUGUGAGUAAAGCAUGCUUUUUGUUCAUUUGUACAUUUGUUUGCCUGACAUUGUUGUGCACACCCAGUGAGUUUAUUUUUUUCUACACUCUGCCUGUAUUCUGUAUUUUGGACCCCCUUAGUGGCUGAACUGUCACAGUCCUGCGGAAUUGAAACUUUCCAUGAAUCUUGUGAGGAGGAAGACAUUGCUGCACUGAUCUUUAAGUGUUAGAAGGUUGUGACACCAUGAAGCUGUGACAAAGUGUUGAAUUCAUGAAGGUUUAUACCUGAGGUGUACUCCAGAAAGCAGGGUUUGUGAAAACCCUGAGUAUAUAAACCGUGAUAAGAAGGAAACUCGGGUUUCCAUUCCAGAUAGACAAACUCUGGAACCUAACCUGCUUGCUAACAGGUUUUCUUCCACAAACCCUGGGCUUCUCUCCUCUGUCCCCUCCCUCUUUUAGAGACAUUUCCUCAUUGAUUGAAACACAUUAAUUAGCAGAGGUUACUGUAUGUUUGGAUAUUAGUUUGUUACUCAGGGACUGUUAACCCUAGAAAGCCUGAACCAUGAAAUAAUUGCUAGAAAAUUAUUAUUUUUUUCAACUCGAGUGUUUAUUAAACCUGCUGACAAAUAAUAAUAAAAAAAAAACAUUUAAAUAUCAA